Molecule: messenger RNA, 3787 nt
Organism: Sebastes umbrosus (honeycomb rockfish)
Lineage: Eukaryota; Metazoa; Chordata; Actinopteri; Perciformes; Sebastidae
Gene: slc35b2
Product: solute carrier family 35 member B2
Exons: 4
Coding region: 249-1544 (431 amino acids)
Biological process (GO): transmembrane transport
Cellular component (GO): endoplasmic reticulum membrane; Golgi membrane
Molecular function (GO): 3'-phosphoadenosine 5'-phosphosulfate transmembrane transporter activity
Source: RefSeq, a predicted model, not a curated record
GCGCGCUGGUGUAGAGUCGGGGGGUGUUUCCGGCCUCAGAGUGAACACAUCGGCCAUUGAGGAGGAGAAGUUGCAGACAUCAGAGCUGAAGGCGGCGACUCCGAAACAACACCAUCAUUAUUAUAACACAUCGGUACCUGCCGGGCUCCGGGCGGCUUCAUGCUCUGCUCCAGCGGGGCGGUGUGAGUCUGUCUGCGGGCUGAAGAGUCUCCAGGUGUCUCCAGGUGUCGGAGAGGCUGGAGGGGAAAAUGACUUCGUGGAGGGUUUGGCCUGCACUUGUGCUGCUUCUCAUCCCUUCCACUGUGGCUGCCCAGGAGUCGUCACUACUGGAAGGCUGGCAAGAUGUGUGGCCCUUACGCUUCCUCGUCAACAUCCUGGGAUACUCCACCAUCAUCAUCCCUGGCUACUUCCUCAUUAGCUACUUCAAGCGCACCAAUUACUUAGAAACAGGUAGCGGGAUUUGCUUCCCCAUCAUUAAGACCUGCGUGUUUGGCAGUGAGGCCAAAACAGGUCUGUUGGAUGACGUGUCGGUUGCGCCCAGGAACGAGGGUGAUUCCGGCUCGUCCGUGAGACAGGUCGUCAAAUUAAUCUUUUGUGCUGCUGGACUUCAGGUAUCGUACCUGACAUGGGGAGUCCUGCAGGAGAGGGUGAUGACGCGUUCGUACGGAGCCACGACUCCAGAAGAGGAGGGUGAGAAAUUCAAGGACUCUCAGUUCUUGGUGUUCAUGAACCGUAUCCUGGCUCUGACCGUGUCGGGCAUGUGGUGCAUCAUGUUCAAGCAGCCUCGCCACGGAGCGCCCAUGUACAAAUACUCCUUCGCCUCGCUCUCCAACAUCAUGAGCAGCUGGUGCCAGUACGAGGCGCUCAAGUACAUCAGCUUCCCCACUCAAGUCCUGGCCAAGGCCUCCAAGGUCAUCCCCGUCAUGCUCAUGGGUAAGAUCGUCUCCCACAAGAGCUACGAAUACUGGGAGUACUUUACCGCCGUGCUGAUCUCGGUGGGCGUCAGCAUGUUCCUGCUGUCCAGCACGCCCAGCAAGCACCCGUCCACCGUCACCACCUUCAGCGGGGUCAUCAUCCUCAUCGGCUACAUCGUCUUCGACAGCUUCACCUCCAACUGGCAGGACAACCUGUUCAAGUACAAGAUGUCGUCGGUGCAGAUGAUGUUCGGGGUGAACCUGUUCUCCUGCCUCUUCACCGUCGGCUCUCUGCUGGAGCAGGGCGCCUUCUUCGACUCGGUGGCCUUCAUGACGCGCCACUCCGAGUUUGCCUUUCACGCCGUGUUGCUGUCCGUGUGCUCGGCGUGCGGCCAGCUCUUCAUCUUCUACACCAUCAGCCAGUUUGGUGCUGCGGUCUUCACCAUCAUCAUGACCCUGCGACAGGCCAUCGCCAUUCUCCUCUCUUGUUUCCUCUACGGUCACGCCGUCACCGUAAUCGGUGGAUUUGGUGUUGCGGUAGUUUUCUUGGCACUUUUCUUACGGGUGUACGCACGUAGCCGCAUGAAGUCAAGCCGGCGGCCAGCGCAGCCGCUCGCACAGAAGGUGUAACACUCAAACUGGGAACUGAGACCACGUUUUCUGUGGUGCUUUUUUGUCUAUUUGUGUGUAUCUAUUGGGUUUUUUUCUCUUUUUUUUUUUUACUGUUCUUUUCCAUUGGUUUUUAUUUUUCUUAGCAAUGGUACAGAAAGGGAUUUUUGCAGUUUUGACUCUUACACCAAGAUGCCCCCAAGGGGUCCAUGUGAUUUGUCAGGUCAGAAGUCACAGAAGUUUUGAGUGCCUGUAAGAUUGUCUUAUGCACGAGUCCCAAAUCAUGAACUUUGCAAACUGCCUCUUCACCUCUUUCACAGUUUAACAGUAGAAUAUUUUUCCUAAACCACCGUACGUGGCUUGUGCAGCCAAUUACAGGUUACUGUGACCCUGAAAAAUGUAUGUGAGUUGUAUGGCUAAUCAUUAAUUUUAAAGCGUUAAUGACAUUGCCCCUUACCUAAAGGAGCAGUGUGUAGGAUUAGGGCUGGGUAUCGUUUAAAAAAUGACGAUGCCAGUACCAAUACCAGUUCUCUUACAGUGAUACAGAUUAUUUUUUAGAUUAAUCGUUAAUCAUCGGUCUAUAAAAUAUCAGAAAAUAGUAAAAAAUGUCCAUCCCAGUUUCUCAAAGUCCACGGUGAUGUUUUUAAAUGUCUCGUUUUGUCAGUCCAAAACGCAAAGAUGUUCAGUUUCAUGUGCGAUAAAACAGAGAAAAGCAGGAAAUCUCCAUAUUUGAGAGGCUCUGAAUGUCUGUUGUCAUAUUUUAUGACGACAUCACCCUAAAAAAAACAAUUUUGAAUUAAGUGAUUCAUCAGAUUAAAUGAGCCAGUCUUUUUUUAUUAAAUCAAUCUCUUUCUUUAAUGACUAUAACUAAGGCUGCAACUAGCAAUUAUUUCCAUUAUCGAUUAAUCUGCCGAUUAUGUUCUAGAUUAAUCGAUUAAUCGUUUGGUUUAUAAUAUGUCAGAAAAUAGUGAAAAAUGUCCAUCCCAGUCUCUCAAAGUCCAAGGUGAUGUUUUUAAAUGUCUUGUUUUGUCAGUCCAAAACCCAAAGAUAUUCAGUUUAAUAGGAUAUAAAAACAGAGAAUAGCAGGAAAUCUUCACACUUGAGAGGCUGAAAACUGCAUUUUCUGCCAUUUUUGCAUGAAAAAUUAUUUUAACGAUUAAUCGCUUAUCAGUAAUAGUUGCCAAUUAUUUUUCUGUCAAUCGACUAAUCGAUCAGUUGAGUAAUAGUUGCAGCUCUAAAUAUGGGUGCGUCCUUUGUGUGCGGCGAGUCGGAGAGCAAACCGUUUUUUGACUGCAGCUAAAAUGUAGUUUUUGAAUGGCUAAACGCCAACAAAUAUGGAUUAAAGCAGAAUAUUUCGUUAGAUAAAAACUUGAUUAUAUCAAUCUUUUUUUCAAUAACCGUUGACUUUUUGGACAUCACAAAGCUCUGGAGAUAAGGAAAUGUUUGGAUCAUCCAAGUCUUAAAAAACCCUACGCAACCUCACCAGUUGCCACUAAAUCCUACACACUGGUCCUUUUAACUUUAUCCCAAAUAUUUGAACAAGUCUGUCACCUUCUGUAACAACAACACUUUCUACCUAUUCAGUUAUCUUUCAGUCACAAUAGCCAGAUGCUUAUCUCACAGUCCUCCAUGUUGGAGAGCAGGGGCCUUUAUGUGUCUUAAUGUGGGAUUUUACCUUGUAAAGCUGUAAACAUAGCCUGAAAACAUGGUGCACACAUUACUGUUUAAUUUAAGGUAUAUUAACAUGUUACAGAGGCUACCAUCUGUAAUGGAGGGUGGUAAACAACAGUUUGCGUAAUAAAGAGCGCACUACUUUAAUAUUGUACUAUUUUACCCCGACAUCGGUGAACCAGAUGCUGCUGUGGGUACUUUUUGCACGGCAUUAUUUUAAGAUAAAUUUCUUUUGUUGUCGUCUCAACACAGAUUUUACUUAAUGUUUUAACUUUGGGCUAAAAAAAAAGUCUUGUAAAUAUAUCUCUUAGUCAUUGUUUAUUUCCAACGUGUCCGUUGUGUACUUUUGUAAAAGGACUGCUUCAUGUGUUUUCACCGUUACAUGUGAAUGUUUGGAAGAACACUGAGUGGAUGAUGAUGAUGACGAUGCUCAUUGUCGUCAUUGAGAUGUGAAGAUAAUGUAGAUCCCAUGGGGGAGCUUGCAGAACAGAAUGCAUACAAGGGAAAUGCAAUGUUGGUGGUACCUUGUUUUUAUCAUUCUACUAUUUCCUCUGGUAACUGGAUUAAUAAUAAAACAUAUUAAAUUAACUUAA